AGAAGCUCAACCAAAUUUUCAUAGUUGUGCUAUCUUUGAUAAAAAUUUGGUUGCUGUACAGCUAAAGAGAACAAGUAUUACAAUUAAAAAACCAAUAUACGUUGGUCUCAGCAUUCUCGAUUUGUCUAAAACAUUGUUAUACGAUUUUCAUUAUUCAUAUAUGAAGCGUCGACUUAGGGACAAAUGUAAACUCCUUUACACCGACACAGAUAGUCUAAUAUAUGAAGUCGUUGACGUGGAUAUGUAUAAAAUAAUGAAAGAAGACUUGCACAAAUUUGAUACUUCUGAUUACAAAGAGAACAAUCAAUUUGGAAUCCCGCAUGUUAAUAAAAAAGUGCCUGGAUUAAUGAAAGAUGAAUGCUGUGGCAAGAUUAUGACGGAAUUUAUUGGUUUACGUAGCAAAAUGUAUAGUAUUUUGAUAGAUGGAUCUGAGACUGUGAAAAAAGCCAAAGGCAUACAAUCGAGUGUUGUGAAGAAAACAAUCACGUUCGAAGAUUAUCGGAAAUGUCUUGAAGAACAAAUUAUUGUUAAACGUGAGCAGUGCAACAUUUGCUCUAAAUUGCAUGUAGUGCAUACUGAAAAACAGAAUAAAAUAGCACUAAGUCCGCAUGAUGAUAAAAGAUACUUAUUACCGCAUAGCACAGACACUUUGCCUUGGGGUCAUUACCAAAUUAUUCAGGAACAGAUGGCGCUGGCUGUAAUUCAAAUGGAGGGGGAUGAAAAAAUGGCUGAUACAAGAGAAGAAAGACUGGGGGAGAUGGAAGUGGAGAAGGGGUAUGAAGUGACCAAUACUGAAGAAGAAAGCGAGAGAGCAAUGGAGAGGGGGAACGAAGUGACCAAUGAAAAAAGUGCAGCACGAGUGGAGGUGACACUUUAUGGCGAUACAGGUGAACAAAUCAUUAUCGAAUACGAUGUUUGUGAGGAGCUAAUGCACGAAUGGAAUCCAUCGAUGGAGGGGGCAUCUUCCGAUAGAUGGGAUAUUCUACAAGAAGCGAUGGAAGGGGCAGACAUCAUGGUGGGGAAUGGGCUAUAUCAACCGACGCAGCACGGUGAAGAGCACAUUCGAGCAGUCGAGCUUGAAAAUUACCUGCCUUUGGAGAAGAAACCAAGACUCACUUAACAUUUCCAAAAUGGAUCUAUCUGCACUUAACAAAAUUGCUGAGCGCGAGUUCUUGCCCAAGGAGAAAGCCACGGACUUAGAAAAAGAUCACGCAUACAUGGUGACUGCGCUCAAGGAAGUAAAGACGAGAUUCGGCACGAAGAUCGUGGCCGAGAUCGAUGACAGCUUUCAAAUAUUUCUUCCAGAAAAGAUCUCAUCAGCAAUCUUGAAAGGUCAAGAACUUUUCAAUAAUCUCUCUAACACAGCAAAUAAACUUAGUUUAUUUAUAACAUAUCAGGGUGGAACUUCUUUUAAGUUCACCACAUGCUAAAAUAAUGAAAU
Nasonia vitripennis (jewel wasp) is the source of this 1441-nucleotide messenger RNA. RefSeq lists its product as uncharacterized. Lineage: Eukaryota; Metazoa; Arthropoda; Insecta; Hymenoptera; Pteromalidae. The record is from RefSeq and is a predicted model, not a curated record. The transcript has 2 exons. The coding region runs from base 1023 to 1430 and encodes 135 amino acids.